Messenger RNA from Rhododendron vialii, 1712 nucleotides. Its product is annotated as protein EFFECTOR OF TRANSCRIPTION 2-like. The coding region runs from base 44 to 1417 and encodes 457 amino acids. Gene Ontology annotation, molecular function: DNA binding. The transcript is spliced from 4 exons. Lineage: Eukaryota; Viridiplantae; Streptophyta; Magnoliopsida; Ericales; Ericaceae. The record is from RefSeq and is a predicted model, not a curated record. Gene Ontology annotation, biological process: regulation of DNA-templated transcription.
CUAUUUUAAACGGCAAUGCUUAACGGUCGUCGGUGAUUUGCAAAUGGGAGCAACAAGACAAGACUAUGUCGUCUCCUCCAGAUUGAAGAGAGAAGAUUGCAAACGCACCAAACAUGACUCUGUUUUCUCCGAUUGGAAGAUUCUUGUUGGACCUUCUGAUUGGGAAGACCACUCCCUGGGGAAGGAAGGAGCAGAGAGAUACAGGGUUCACAACCUCCCUAAUUGUUCUUCAUGUUCAGGGCUUUAUGAGCUCGGCAUAGCUGUACCACACUCCAGCUCAAGCCGUGAGACUAGCAAGCUUGACCCAGACUGUAUAAUUCCGGUUUACCUUGGACAGGCUGAAAAUGUAAGGACUAGGCUACAACGUUAUGGCCGUGAAGGUGCUCAUUUAGAGAAUGGAAAACCAACUAGUGAGCUUAAUUCUUCUACUCAACAAGGGCUUGGAUUAUUUUCGGAUAUAUUUGCAAGAAGCUACUCAGUUGUAUACAGAUGGGCUCCUAUGAAGAAUAAGAGCAAUGCUGAAAAAACAGAAGCUCAGCUCCUUGACACAUUUGAUUAUGCAUGGAACAAAGGCAGUAAUGGUGUUCGCCGCCCUAACGAUAUCCUCCAAAAACUUGAUAGAAGCACUUCACCAAGUACCCGGUUUCCUGCAAUUGUGAGGAAGCUUUUGACUUUCCAGGGGAAGAAAAAAGGUAUCAAAAUUGAAGCCUGCAAGCCGCUUAUAUUGGAAAAAGGAUCCAACACAUAUUUUAAUGAGGAGAACAACGAUCUCUUCUCUCGAAUUCUCAAAAUAGGCAGAUCACGGCCUAAACUUGUUCCAGUUAAAUAUGGUAUCGAUGAGGACCAUGCUACUAUAUGUGGGGUGGCCUUAGGUCAUGGAUCUAUUUGCAGAAGGAUACCAGUUGAAGGAAGGAAAAGGUGUGCUGAGCACAAAGGGAUGAAAGUCAACGCUUUGACCUCGAAGUUGAUUAUAGAUGAGAAAUCACCUAUUGAUGAUGAAUCAACUGUAGAUUUUGGUGUUGAUGCUACAAGUUUCUGCUAUGACAAAGUGAAGCCUCAACCAGUUGCCGAUAGUUUUCUAGUUGGCAACAAUUCCUUUCUUAUCUGUGGAAUCACCUCGGACGAUGGUACUCUGUGUAGAAAACCACCCAUCCAAGGGAGAAAAAGAUGUGACGAGCACAAAGGAAGAAAGAUUACAAGGCCCCAUAAACCCCAUAUAACCUGCUCUCCAGUUUUCUCAGAGAGUGCAGCUAUGAACGAAACGGGCACUAUUUGUGGGGUUGAUUUUAAAAAUGGAACCGUGUGCAGAAGGCAACCUGUUGUAGGAAGAAAGAGGUGCGAAGAACACAAAGGCAUGAGGGUUACUGGAUCCAAGUUUAUGUCACCAGCAGCAGGAGAUAUACCCCUUGGUUUUUGAAGGGCCAGGACAAAGGUCUGAGCAAAUUCUGGAAGAUCAACAGUGAAUUUGAUUUUAGUCCAUGGACUGAAAAACUCCCUCUCGCUUAUACGAUGAUUCCUUAGUGAUCAUCAGCCAUGGGAAAUUACAAGAAGACAUUGGUGGGAUUUGUUCUUCUUUUGGGAAAUUAAGGAAGGCGUUCAGCCAGUGCUUACAAACAGCAGACAAGUGCAGAUUAUCUAUACAUUGCAGACGUUUCAUAAUCAUCCAUAUAAGUAGAUUGGGAAUACAUGACCAAGUCUCUUCCAUUAUGUCA